This is a messenger RNA of Arvicola amphibius (Eurasian water vole), 4393 nucleotides long. It is a transcript of the gene Gprc5c, whose product is annotated as G protein-coupled receptor class C group 5 member C. Gene Ontology annotation, cellular component: intracellular membrane-bounded organelle; extracellular exosome; plasma membrane. The transcript is spliced from 5 exons. NCBI's taxonomy places the organism in Eukaryota, Metazoa, Chordata, Mammalia, Rodentia, Cricetidae. The coding region runs from base 825 to 2150 and encodes 441 amino acids. The record is from RefSeq and is a predicted model, not a curated record. Gene Ontology annotation, biological process: G protein-coupled receptor signaling pathway. Gene Ontology annotation, molecular function: protein kinase activator activity; G protein-coupled receptor activity.
CCCUGUCAGGCUCAACAACCUCUCGCUCUGCGACUUGUCCCCUCCGGGGAUACAGCGCAGUCCAACCAGACCCACUCAGUGCUCUUAGGACAGCGCAGCCCACUCCCGAGGGAUCCCAAGUCCCCAGGGAAAGUGGCCGGAAAAAAAAAAAUCUCUUGUUUACUGGGUCAGAGAGGCCUCAGCUGGGAUUCGCUUCCCUGUUUCUGCGGUUUCUUUUCAGCAGAUUCCUGGGGCUGGAGAAGAAAGGGUGGCAACCGGUGGAUCCACCCCGGCAGGGAGUGGGGGUGGAGUUCAGGGGAAUCCGAAUUCGUGGAAAGGUCCCCCGACUUCUGGAGUAGCCGGACGCGGAGUCAGGAACAACGUGGCCAGGAGCGCAGGGACCACAUGGAUCACGUUAAACACUGUACCUCGGGGAACAAAACUGAGAAGGCUAAUUAGGACAGGUCACCACAGGGAACCGGGAUGUGGGGAGGGGAGCCCGCGAAGUGAGAAACUCGGGCAUGGGGUAGUCAGGUUGACGAAGACGCUGGCCAAUAAUUCGCAGGGGUUCUGGGCUCAGUCCACAGAGUUAGGGGCAUAAGCCGUGGUAUUCCUUUGUGAUUUUGGAGACUGGGUUCUCCGGCAAGGAUCACGCAUGAAAAAGGACGUUCGUGUAUGUUGUGUCCACGUGUGCAAGUUCGCGAGGGGAGGGGGCGCGGAAGGCCUGACAAAGACGGACUUUAUGGCUGAGUGCGCGCCUCGCUCCAACGGGGGAGCAGCAAACUGUGCCAGGCUUGUGUCUCACGGGAAAGCCAGGACGGACCCAGCCUGGCCUGGGAGCCAGGAUGGCCACCCACAAAACCUUGUUGAUGUGCCUAGGAUUGCCUCUGUUCUUCCCUGGGGCCUGGGCCCAGAACCAUGCCCCACCGGGCUGCAGUCCAGACCUGGAUCCCCUCUACUACAACCUUUGUGACCGCUCCGGGGCCUGGGGCAUCGUCUUGGAGGCGGUGGCUGGAGCUGGCAUCAUCACCACGUUUGUGCUCACGAUCAUCCUGGUGGCCAGCCUUCCGUUUGUGCAGGACACGAAGAAGCGGAGCCUCCUGGGGACCCAGGUGUUCUUUCUGCUGGGCACCCUGGGCCUCUUUUGCCUUGUGUUUGCCUGCGUGGUAAAGCCUGAUUUCUCCACCUGCGCCUCUCGACGCUUCCUCUUCGGGGUCCUGUUUGCCAUCUGCUUCUCCUGCUUGGUCGCCCAUGUCUUUGCCCUUAACUUCCUAGCCCGGAAGAACCAUGGACCCCGGGGCUGGGUGAUCUUCACUGUCGCCCUGCUUCUCACCCUCGUGGAGGUCAUCAUCAACACCGAGUGGCUGAUCAUCACCCUGGUACGGGGAGGUGGCCAGGCUGGCCCUCUGGGCAACGGCAGUGCCCACUGGACCGUGACCUCGCCCUGUGCCAUUGCCAAUAUGGACUUCGUCAUGGCGCUCAUCUACGUCAUGCUGCUGCUGCUGGCAGCCUUCCUAGGAGCCUGGCCCGCCUUGUGCGGCCGCUUUAAGCGCUGGCGGAAGCACGGAGUCUUUGCGCUUCUCACCACAGCCCUCUCCAUUGCCAUCUGGGUCGUGUGGAUUGUCAUGUACACCUACGGCAACAAGCAGCACCACAGCCCCACCUGGGAUGACCCCACGCUGGCCAUCGCCCUUGCUGCCAAUGCCUGGACUUUCGUCCUCUUCUAUGUCAUCCCUGAGGUCUCCCAGGUGACCAAACCCAGCCCUGAGCAGAGCUACCAGGGGGACAUGUACCCUACCCGAGGCGUGGGCUACGAGACCAUCCUGAAAGAGCAGACGGGCCAGAGCAUGUUUGUGGAGAACAAGGCAUUUUCCAUGGAUGAGCCAGCCUCAGCGAAGAGACCCGUGUCACCUUACAGUGGCUACAAUGGGCAGCUGCUGACCAGUGUGUACCAGCCCACCGAGAUGGCCCUGAUGCACAAAGGCCCGUCCGAAGGCGCUUACGACGUCAUCCUCCCACGGGCCACCGCCAACAGCCAGGUGAUGGGCAGUGCCAACUCAACCCUGCGAGCUGAAGACAUGUACAUGGUCCAGAGCCACCAGGUGGCCACGCCACCAAAAGACGGCAAGAUCUCUCAGGAUCAGUCCCCGAAAAACAAAACGAGAUGGUAGAUGCCCUCUUCCCUGGACCACACCUCAUCCGGACACCCUCAUUGCUCUGCAUCCAGCUGAGCGGGCCCCAGCAGUUUCCCCACCUUUGUCCUUGGAGCUGGGAGGGACCAGAGGCCAGCAAUCUGAAGCUUUGGACUGAGUGGGGACCUUGGGAUAGGCCUGAAGCAUGUGACUGGUGCUCAUAGGGCCACCUACCCUCCUGCCCAUCCCAGCCUCCUGGUCCCCAAGUGACUGCAGCUACAGGGAGCUAACUGUUGACUCCUGUCUCCUGCCUUAACACAUCCCCCAAGUCACAGAGUCUGUGCCCCCAUGUGGUUCUCCAGGUGGUUAUUGUCCUGCUGUGAACGUCAGGAGCACAAUGCCACUGUUCUGACACUGGAUCCUCUUGGCCAUGUUGGUAACCCAUCAGAUGUCACACAACGGACAUCAUAGCAUCUCUGUCAGUCUCUAGAGACAAAACAGACCUUAUCCCUUGCCCUACUCUGGGCCUUCUGCCAUCUUCUAGACUGGAAGAGGUCGCCAGCUAGGGGCAGAGCCCAGAUUGGGCAGGCUGUUUCUCAUGACCUGAGGGUUUCAGGUACCAGCACAGCACCUUUGUGCCUGGCCUGAGUCUACCUUACCUUCAGUGAGCUGUGUCCCCUUGCCAGGGCAGGAUCGUUCAUUCUCCCUCCCCACUGCCCGUCCCCACUGGGAAUGGGAAUUGCAACACUGAUCCCAACGGGGGAAGAUUUCUCGUUGUCCAGAACUGCCGCACAGAGAACCCCACAUAAGAGUUGAAGAGCUAGUGGGCCACAAUGGUGCUUAGAGCUUUGCGCUAUGGAUGUACCUCAGUUAAACCCCUGGCCGCAUCUCCCCGGUCUGCUUUCGGCUUCUGUGCCAGCUCCCAGGAUGGCUCCUAGGACAGGUGCAGAGGUGGAAUUAUCUGGAUCUCUUAGGUUCUAGAGGUACCUGCUGGGGCUACUUGGAUAUAUGUGGCUGGGGUCUGGGAGUUCCUUUAGGAGACAGUGGGUGGGAGCCAGGGCUGCAUUCUCAGGGUGACUUGAACCUUUCCUCGGUUGGGCUGGUGGGAUGUGGGAUUCGGGGCUGGAGAUUGCUUAUGGGAAGAUGUCUAAGUUUCUACCUCAGCUUGGGCAGCAGAUGUCCUUGGUACAUCUGGACAAGCCCUGCUGUUUUCAUCUCUAGUGGCCUUGGCCUUAGGACGUGCACCUGAGGAGCCUGAUGGCUACCCAGGUCAGAGAGGGCCAUUUUCAGGCCUGCGAGCUGCCGACACCAAUGACUGAGAUGAUCAUAGCACCAGACCCUGGAACCAAGGUCUCCACAGCCCUGGGUACCAGACAGAGCCUCCUCCAGGCCCUCUUCAAGUGUGUCCUGGAGCCUGGCCUUUAGCCCAGCACUACUUAGUGCCAAGGUAGACAGAGGUGAAGAUGAGUGACUGCCCAGGAAGGUGCCCCAUGCUUAGUCCAUGGCUCCCAUGCUGACUCCUCCCUAGUAGCCUGUGCCUUUUUCGUUGGGGAAAAGGUCCCCACAGAGUGGGACUGUACCUCCAAAGGUGACUCCUCCUGCCUUGACCUCUGUUGAAUGAGGAUGCUCAAUCUAUGAGUAAUACAGUACUGCCCCCACACACAUCAAAGGAAUGGGGUCUCCGUGGACCUCACACUGUUCUUGAUCUAGAGCUCCGAGAUUUGUCACAGCAAGCAAGGGACUAGGUUGCUGUCUUAAGCGAGUCUUUUAGGACUCCGAAAGCACCAGAUGCCUAGGUGUGCAGCCUAUGGUGGAUGUGGCUGUGUUUAUUGCCCAAGUCCUGGCUGCUGCAGCUGCAGCUGCAGCUCAGGAGUCAUGGGCUCCUGGGAGAUGCAGACCUGCCUGGAUGCAGAAGUACCUGUGGUCCUUACUUACCCUGCAUCUUUCAGUUCCGGUUCCAGUGAAGGACAUUUUUAGUAGGCUUGGGGGCCUCCUAGUUUACAGUGCUGUGUCACUGUAUCCCACACAAGGGAGGAAUAAGUAGACCCAGGCCUGGUUCAAGUUCAUCAUUCACAGGCCAGCCACUUGGUCGAUGUCACACCAACACUGUUAAAUCCUACAGUGGACAAGAUGUGAGAGCUAGCCAAUAAGAGGCUAGAGCUAAUGGGCCAAGCAGUGUUGAAAAGAAAAAAAAAAAAUCCUACAGUGGACGUCAAUGGAGGGUCAACUUUGUAACUACUCGUAAUUAAAUGACUGCCCUUUCUUCGUGAGGGGUUAAUGCC